Drosophila erecta is the source of this 1545-nucleotide messenger RNA. RefSeq names its product ribonuclease Oy (gene RNaseX25). Gene Ontology annotation, cellular component: extracellular region. The record is from RefSeq and is a predicted model, not a curated record. Gene Ontology annotation, molecular function: ribonuclease T2 activity; RNA binding. Lineage: Eukaryota; Metazoa; Arthropoda; Insecta; Diptera; Drosophilidae. Gene Ontology annotation, biological process: RNA catabolic process. The transcript has 2 exons. The coding region runs from base 81 to 1058 and encodes 325 amino acids.
UGAAAAGAUAAGAAAUCGAUAUAUCGAUACCACCUACGGUUUUUGCAUCGCAAUUAUUAUUAUUAUUAUUUUACAACAAAAUGCGGAGCCAGCGGUUUCUAUUUGUGGCCAUUUUGGCCUGUUUUCUGGCGACCAUCAAAUGCACGCCCCUUAGCGACAUAUCGGAUUCGGAUGAAUCGACUUCGGUGGAUGAGAAGGCACAGAAACGACCAGACGAUUAUAGUGAAUUCGAUGGUUUCCCCUUUCGGGACGAUGAUGAAUCCCUGCUGGAUUCGUCACGGGAGAUGUCUGUCGAAGAUCACAACUGGGAUGUCCUGAUUUUCACGCAACAAUGGCCGGUGACCACAUGCUAUCAUUGGCGCGAGGAUAAACCCGACCAGGAGUGCAGUCUGCCCCAAAAGAAGGAGUUCUGGACCAUCCACGGCAUCUGGCCAACAAAACUGAACCAAAUCGGCCCCAGUUUCUGCAAUAACUCGGCCACCUUUGAUCCAAACAAACUACAUCCGAUUGAGGAUCAACUGGAGACCUUUUGGCCAGAUCUCAAGGGAAUGGACUCCACGGAGUGGCUUUGGAGACACGAGUGGCAGAAGCACGGAACUUGCGCCAUGCUGGUGGAGGAACUGGACAGCGAACUCAAGUACUUCGAGCAGGGAAUCACUUGGCGCGAGAAGUAUAUCAUGUCGCGGAUUUUAGACGCCUCUGACAUCCACCCCGAUUCCAAUAACACGGUGGCAGCCAUCUAUAAUGCGAUAGUCAAGGCACUGGGCAAGAAUCCAUCCAUCCAUUGCCUGUACGAUGGCAAACACGGCAUCAGCUAUCUUUCGGAGAUUCGCCUUUGCUUCAGCAAAUCCCUGGAGCUCAUCGAUUGCGAUGGUGUCAAGCAGGGCGAUGCAGUGCCCGUUGGUGUUCCCGGUGGCACUAUCAUUACCAAUUGUCAUAUCGGUAGCCUUGUGCAUUAUCCCAGCUUGGUGCCACCGCUACAAAGAAAAAGCCAUUGGAAGUUACCUCUCGUGAACGUCUACAAGUUGCUGCAAUUUCUCAUGUGGUUCACCUUGUAAACAGAUCUUUGUGUAACCCAAGCUUGGAAGUAUUUUGAGGAGCGCCUUAGGAGACUCAUCGUUAACUCCAACAUUAUUUCAUACUUCCACUGAUUUGGUGAGCUGGAGAUUCGGAUCUUAGCAAUCAUAAACGAAGAAAAAACACUAAUUUUUAAAUACUUGCAAAUCUAGUAAAUUAUAAACAAAAGAUGUCAUAUUUUAUAUUAUAUACUUAAAAGGAUCUACCAAUUUAUACAAUCUAUUGUUUGGUUAUCCACCCGUAAUUCAAUAGGAAUAUUUAAAUUGUACAAAACAUCUUACAAUUAAUCAAGCUGUAUUUGAUUUCACACUUAUUAGUUUAUAGACUCCCUUUUGUUGACCUAAACUUUGUGUUGUUUCUAUCUAAAGGUUAAAAGCAUAUACUUCCAUUAAAAGACACUCAUUAUGUUUAUAUUUGAUUUAUCAAAGUUCAUUUCAAAUUCAUAGAUAUUAUAUUUAUGACUAUUAA